Molecule: messenger RNA, 1964 nt
Organism: Trichoderma asperellum CBS 433.97
Lineage: Eukaryota; Fungi; Ascomycota; Sordariomycetes; Hypocreales; Hypocreaceae
Molecular function (GO): oxidoreductase activity; FAD binding
Source: RefSeq, a predicted model, not a curated record
CCCUGAUGCAAUGGGGCCCUGCUUAUAACUUAGGUACUGAAGAUAUCCUACAGUAAGUAUUUAGAAGACUCGACCAAGGCUAUUCUUAUAACUAGACGUGUCUGGUCCUUGGAAAUUGAAUCGGAUGAAUCGGAUGGCUGCUUCUAAUCCUGUGCACCUUUAUCAACCGAUCACAACCGCGAUACAACGUUAUGGCUGAGCAGGUCGAUGUGCUCAUCUGUGGCAGUGGGUCUGCCGGGCUUUGUGCAGCAGUCUGGCUCGCACGAUGUGGCAUAAACUAUAAGAUUCUGGAGCGCCGAGCUGGCCCGCUCGAAAAUGGCCAAGCGGACGGCGUUCAGACUCGAACUGUGGAAAUUUUCGAAAGUUUUGGUAUAGCCGAAGACCUCCUCAAGGAGUCAUAUCAUGUGCUCGAGGUUGCUUUCUGGGCGGCAGAGGGCGAGGGCAUCAAGCGAACGCACUAUACAGCGGACACGGAGCCGGGUUUAAGCCACCAGCCUCAUGUCAUUCUCAACCAAGCGAGAGUAAAUGGCAUGCUGAUUAAAGAGAUGGAGCGGGUGUCCAAAAAAACCAUGAUCGAGUACGGUUGUGAGGUCCAGAGUGUAGAAGUUGACGAUACUGCGCACAAAGACCCAGCUGCGUACUGCGUUACCACAACAGCUAGUUCAAACGGGCAACAAAAGAUCUUUCAAUCUAAAUAUGUGCUGGCCUGUGAUGGGGCGCAUAGCGCGAUUCGGAAAUCCCUAGGAUUUGCUAUGGUCGGCGAUUCCACCAAUGCCGUCUGGGGUGUUAUGGACAUUCAUGCCAAAACUAACUUCCCUGACAUCCGCAAGAAGGUCAUCAUCCAAUCACAUGCUGGGAACCUUAUGAUCAUCCCUCGUGAAGGCGAUUCCAUGGUCCGUUUCUACAUUGAACUCGGCGGAGCAGCGGUCAAGGACGUCACCCUGGCCGACCUCCAAGAACGAGCGAGCCACAUCUUGCACCCUUAUUCUAUCGAGUUCAUGAAAACUAUCUGGUGGUCAGCGUACUCCAUCGGCCAGCGCCUCGCUGACAACUUUGAGAAGGCCGGGCGUGUCUUCUUGACCGGCGACGCGUGCCACACUCACUCUCCAAAAGCUGGGCAGGGCAUGAAUGUAAGCCUGCAGGACGGCUUCAACAUUGGUUGGAAGCUGGCAGCCGUCCUACGGGGCCAGUGCUCGGCCAAGAUUCUUGAGACAUAUGUCUCGGAGCGUCAGAAGACGGCCGCACAGCUUAUCGAUUUUGAUCGUUUCUUCACAAAACUCUUCUCGUCCUCCUACCGACAGGAGAAUGGAAUCACUGCGCAAGAUUUCAAAGACCACUUUGUCAAGGCGGGGCGAUACACAGCCGGCCAGGGCGUGCAAUACGAGGAAUCCAUCUUUAUAUCCCCCAGCACGACGGACAAGGACCUAGCUCGCAACGUCGUUGUUGGGAUGCGCUUCCCCAGCGCCCAGGUUGUACGCUUCUGCGACGCUCGCCCGAUGCAGCUAAUGACGGCGCUCCCUGCCGAUUCUCGGUGGCAUGUUGUUGUAUUUGCAGGAGAUAUCUUGCAACAGGCUGCAGCCGUCCGGCUUGCCAAGGUCGCAGCAGAACUGCACAACAUGAUUUAUAUGUUUACACCGACUGGCCAGGAUGCCGACACUGUUAUCCAGGGCGUCCUCGUGCUUGCUUCAAAGCGCAUCGAGGUGGAGCAAAAAGUGAUCCCUGACGUCUUUACACCGGAGACAGGAGAGUGGAAGAUCAAAAAUCUCCAAAAGAUCUUUGUGGACGAUGCUAGUUACAAUGCGGGGCAUGGACAAGCAUACAAAACCUACGGCAUUCACCCUGAAGGCUGUGUGGUUGUUAUCCGCCCAGACCAAUAUGUUGCAAAGAUCUGCUCUUUAGAUAAUAUUAAAGAUAUUACAGCUUUCUUUGAACAAUUUUUAUCUUUAACUUCUCAAUUUAAAUAA